AAGACUCAUACUUUUGUGCUUUCUUUGGUCUGGUUUGGUCCUUGCACUAGUAGUCAUCUGAUGCGUCGACAGAGGCGGCAGUAAGUAUAUAGCGCAUGUCGCUCUCGGCAUUCAAUUUGUCUACACCGCAUGUGGGGAUUACACACCGCUGCUCACAUCACAGUCUCUACAUCUUCUUUUGCAGCACUCGACACAUACGAUAAUUACAAACAAAAAUGCUCCUCAACGCGAAUUCCAGCGCUAUGCCGCCACUGUAUUCAUAUCAAUAUCAAUAUCCUAGUGGUGGUCGUUGCCACCCAGUUUCCUGGCAGGCUUCAUCACUGCCACUUUCAACGACGACAACUUCUGUUUAUUCGGCGACUUCUCCUUCUUCGCCACCAUCAAAAGCAAACCGAAAACGAAUCCGACAUCGAUCGAAUAAGUCUCGAAGAAUUAUGCGUACUGCAGCUGCUGCACAGCAACUACAGCAGUCAACAGGAUCGACACACAACUUUCCUCCUUGUCCGACGAGUAUGAGUACAUUGAAUUAUCAGCCAGUCUUUCAACGAGAAGAGUCUUUUCAUUCGAGAGAUAAGAGGAUGUUUGGAGGCGAAGAUGAUGAUUCGGCUUCGGCGAUGGAACUGAGAGGUCCGAUGUUGGAUGUGGUACUGAGAUUGUUUGAUGGGGUGGAUUAUGAUGAUGAUUUAUGAGUUUCAUGGGGUUGUACGACCAGGAACAAGGCAUGGGCGGUACUUUUGCUGAAAAUUGGGGCAUUGCAAAACGACCUUUGGUCAGGCGGAAAUCUGAAUACAUCAAACGGCGUGGUCAACAGGUGUUACGGGUGGCGAAUUUGCAGCUUCUGGAUUCUACGGCGUUGGAAGGCAGCAUGAUUACGGUUGUGGCGAGUGAUUUGGAAACCUCAAAGAGGCUGAACCCAGUGGUGUAAACAGCGACACCACAUCAUUCAUACCAUACGCAAACAGAGCAGGCGCUCGAGCGGCUGUGCUAUUCUCCGCUCAGUUGAUCAGCCAUAUCUCGCCUUCAAAUCCCUCAAAUCACCUAACAUUUGCUCACGUAGCGUAGGAUUAUCAAAGAACAAUGCCGAAAU
This is a messenger RNA of Cercospora beticola, 1087 nucleotides long. Lineage: Eukaryota; Fungi; Ascomycota; Dothideomycetes; Mycosphaerellales; Mycosphaerellaceae. The record is from RefSeq and is a predicted model, not a curated record.